This is a messenger RNA of Fomitiporia mediterranea MF3/22, 678 nucleotides long. RefSeq lists its product as uncharacterized. NCBI's taxonomy places the organism in Eukaryota, Fungi, Basidiomycota, Agaricomycetes, Hymenochaetales, Hymenochaetaceae. The record is from RefSeq and is a predicted model, not a curated record. The transcript has 2 exons. The coding region runs from base 1 to 678 and encodes 225 amino acids.
AUGGCUACCCAACUGACAGUCUUGGUUCGUCCGCGCUUAUGGCUCAUGCCUUUACGCACGGAAUAUGAACAAAUUUGGGAGCAGAGGGGCCAUCGGGCAUCUUACGAAGGCUUUAUUCGUAUGAUACUUUCAUGGCUAUCUACUAGUAAGCUGAUGGUCCAUACUCGCCAGCAGUACAAUUCGAGUCAGGGAUGGCAUACGAGUACCGACGCAAGCGCAAAUGUUUAUGAACUCCCAGAGCCAGAGGAGUUCGUCCCGUCAGAGAAUGACCCAAUCCACAUACCACCCGCUCGACAGGAUUACUAUCUGAAGCUGUUCCGCGGCUUCGUUCGCAUCUUCGUGGCUGACAGGCCGUUUUACGACUCCAGAGGUCCUCCGGAAUGGUCUGUGCAGUACAAGGCACUGUACGAUAUAUGCGGACGCAUGUACGCACAGAAUCUCACAGAAGACGGAUAUUCAGUGCUUCAUCCGGCGAGGGUGCUCGAGACAAACAAAGUUACGGAGCUUCGCGUAAACUCUUGGGGAAUCAUUGGCAGACGCACCAUGGAUGAAACAAUGAAGGUUAAGAUCUUUGAGGAAGCGUCACCGUUUAGCGAGACCGAGUUCUCAGCCCUUCCGCCACCUCGGCCAAUCUGCAAACGGCCUACAAACGUUACUCAUGUACCAGGAUGCAACUGA